AUGCCUUCCCAACCUUCUCGCGAUAAACCGAAGAGCCGCUCAAGAAGGCCUGUCCAGAAAGCGACCGUAAUCAAGACCGCCAGCUCGCAGGCAAACCCGCAAAAUUCUACAGUCGACAAGAAGAUACUCGAAAGAAUCCAAAAAUGCCUUGAUCGAGCCUACCACCCCAAUGCAUCCGAGGCAGAGGCCAAAGCCGCUCUUUUUGUAUCCCAAAAGCUCAUGAGCCAGCACAACGUGACUCAAGCAGACCUCAUCGCUAAUGACAGCAAGAAAAGCAAAGCACACUAUGGGGGACGUAGCGUUGUGCAAAUCACCAAGAUCGGGGGUUCCUCCCAAGAGUUCUUUGACUGCAAACAUUACUGCACUGAUUAUGGAACCUCCGUGGAAUGGACAUUCUAUGGCAUCGCGGAUAAUACAGUGCCUGCCGCCUCGGGGUUUGAAAUGGCACAUAACAAAAUUCUGGAAUGGGCUUGUGACUACAAGGGCGGUACGCCAACCUUUAGUUAUCGUCUCGGAGUAGCGGACGGGCUUUAUUCCAUGGCAAAUCGGGAGAAGGACAGAGAGCUGGAAGACGCUAAGCGCAAAGAAAUUGCACUGUUACGGGCAAAAGAGGAAGAGGAUCAGCAGCAGCGUCAAAAAGAGCUCGAAAGGCUUCAGAUUCUACCAGGUCCGUCGCACGACUCAGGCAGUCCCGACGAGACCAGAGUUGGUGAUCUGUAUCCAGGUAACUCAGAAGAUAAAGCGGCUGCAAACUCUGUGCGGGAUCACGAUAUGUAUGACUCUGAUGCUGAUUCUCAGAGCUCCUCAGACGCCAAUGAGGCUGUCAAAUGCGAGGCCGAUUUCAACAUCGACGACGUGAACGCGAUGGAUCUUUCCGGUGAUGUCGAUAAGGACAUUGAGCGCUUCAUUAAGCCCGAAAAGACUGAUGCUGUGGACAUGAGUCAGAUCCCUGACUCUAAACCUAAGCCAAGCACAAACAUUAAGGUUGAGUCCGAGCCUCAGCCCGCUGCAGCAUCGCCAUGGGAUUCUGGAAUGCAACUGGUGCGGUUCCGGCAAACCGCAGACCAAGUCGCAAGUGAUUACCUCCGAGAGAAAAAAAAUCAAAUUGCGUUCAGGAAGGUCUCAGACUUCGGUCGUUCGAGAUGGAGAUGCAUAUCGUCAGGGCCGGAAGGACAGCUCAAAAAUCGAGUUCCGCUAAUUGAUUCUUCGAAGGACUGCUCUCGAACGUCCACGUUUCACCGUGGAUGUCACUCCUAUGGGAGAAAUGAUCGUUUCAUUUGUGCAUUUAUUGUCCUUUAUAAAGCCCGCAAUCACUGGUAG
Molecule: messenger RNA, 1320 nt
Organism: Penicillium chermesinum
Lineage: Eukaryota; Fungi; Ascomycota; Eurotiomycetes; Eurotiales; Aspergillaceae
Product: DUF2786 domain-containing protein
Exons: 2
Coding region: 1-1320 (439 amino acids)
Source: RefSeq, a predicted model, not a curated record